UUGUGUAUGAUGAAGAGUUACAGGGUAGGGAUGAUACUGCACUCUUGAGUAUGGAGGGCAGCGUGACGAACGCAAUCAACGGAGCAAAAGACAUGUGGAUCCUAACGUUCAAGGAAUCAGAGGGCGACAUGGAAACCAGCAUACUUCUAGAUAACUUCGAUCCAGCAGUUGACGAGUUACCCGACGCAUAUGACCUCGGUGACCUCUCCGCCUUCGGUGCGUACAGCCAGCGCUACCUUCAGAUGUUCAGCUACCGGUACAUGGAGAUGAGGCAGUCGGUAUCGCUCCGGGCCAUCUUCCCAGACUGCGGGACCGCGGUCUACUCCCUGCGGCUCAACGAGCGCUUCACCCUACGAAGGAUCCCGUUCUUCCUGCUAGCUUGCUGGGAAAUUGAAUUUACAGAAUUUAUCAUCGUCCCAGUCCCUUGUUUUGAAAUCGUCACCAUCUGUGGCAUAAGAGUGGUCAUACCUGUGAUCAAAGUCAUAAUCAUACGGCGGACAUACUGGUUCGGGGUUUGGGUCUUCAUUCCACUUCCAGCGAACUGCCCCCCACAACCCGCACCAGGGUUUGGUGCGGUCCGUGUGCGUUGUGGACGACUACGGAUCUUUAGGCCUUGGAACUGGAUAAAAGACGUUUGUGUCUACACAUGUCUGCCAGGUUGGAAUCGUUGGACGGGCUCGUAUGUUCGGUGGUGUCGCAACGUCAAACCAUGCGACUGUAAGGAGAUCCAUGACAUGGACCCGACCCUGCCCAGUGGAAUCUACAUGAUAUAUCCAAGGGACAACCAGCCAGGGUUCCUGGUGUACUGUGACAUGGAGACUGACGGAGGAGGCUGGACGGUGUUCCAAAGGCGGCAGGAUGGCUCGGUUGACUUCUACCGCGGCUGGGACGACUACAAACGCGGCUUCCCAUCCGACAACAUGACCGGUGAAUUCUGGCUUGGAAACGACAAGAUUCACCGCCUCACAGUGCAGCCACGGAAGGACUACGCGUUGAGGGUGGACAUGGAGGCCAACAAUGGAACCACGGCAUACGCGGAGUACAACUGGUUUGGUUUGGCCAAUGAGGCGAAUAACUACAGGGCCGUCAUUUCAGGCUACUCCGGAACCGCAGGGGACUCUAUGCUCUCAACAACAGCAGGUCUCAGUCUAAAUGGAAUGGACUUCAGCACCUACGACGAUGACAACGAUAAUUUGGCUGAUGGAAGUUGUGCCGUCCGGUUCCACGGCGCCUGGUGGUAUAAUGCAUGUGGUGAGUCCAACCUGAAUGGAAUGUAUGGUAGCGAGGAGUAUGAGAAGGGUCUCGUUUGGAAAACGUUCAGAGGGUUGCGCGAAUCUCUGAAGUUCACUGAAAUGAAAGUGCGACCCCUGACAGAGACCCCUUGA
This is a messenger RNA of Branchiostoma belcheri (Belcher's lancelet), 1385 nucleotides long. RefSeq names its product fibrinogen C domain-containing protein 1-like. NCBI's taxonomy places the organism in Eukaryota, Metazoa, Chordata, Leptocardii, Amphioxiformes, Branchiostomatidae. Bases 51 to 1385 code for a protein of 444 amino acids. The transcript has 6 exons. The record is from RefSeq and is a predicted model, not a curated record.